UGAGAAAUAGAGUCGUUCCGGUCACGGAGCGCGUCGAUUGAUUGUCCUCCCCCUGCCUGUAUAAAUCCCCCCGGUCGUCUUCAUCAGAUUCACGAUACCUCUACCUCCUCUCUCUCUUCCCCUUCAUUUCUCGAUCUCAUCAGAAAAAGGCGAUCGUCUUCUCCAUCCCCUGCUUCGCUUUUCGCAUUCCGGGAGAGGAAGCUUUUGCCCUGCCGAGACAGAGAGAAGGGGAGAGAUGGCGGAUCAGCUCACCGACGACCAGAUCUCCGAGUUCAAGGAGGCCUUCAGCUUGUUCGACAAGGACGGCGAUGGUUGCAUCACUACCAAGGAACUUGGAACUGUGAUGAGGUCGCUGGGUCAGAACCCAACUGAGGCUGAGCUCCAGGAUAUGAUCAACGAAGUCGAUGCUGAUGGCAAUGGGACCAUCGACUUCCCUGAGUUCCUGAACCUCAUGGCCAGGAAGAUGAAAGACACUGACUCUGAGGAGGAGCUGAAAGAGGCUUUCAGAGUCUUUGACAAGGACCAGAACGGGUUCAUCUCGGCUGCGGAGCUGCGCCAUGUGAUGACUAACCUAGGGGAGAAGCUCACCGAUGAAGAAGUGGAUGAAAUGAUCAGGGAGGCUGAUGUGGAUGGCGAUGGACAAAUAAACUACGAGGAAUUCGUGAAGGUGAUGAUGGCUAAGUAAACGACUCCGAUCCUCAAGAAAGGGGAAAAGGGGUUGGCUAAAAAUAUAGUGGGGAGUCCUUAAGUUUCUUUGUUCCUUUCCGAUUCUUAUUUGAUGCUUAUUGUUAAAACAUGCCUUUGAAGAAGUAGUGGGUCCAGUCUUGCAGGGUUAAUUCCCAUGUUUUGUUUUUCCGCUUCUUGUAAUCUCAAGGUCCUUUUGGCAGGUCGUGACAUUUGUAUUAUUCGUAUCUGAACUACCUUAAAAUGACUUCUGUAUAUUACUUUUGUUUGCUCA
This is a messenger RNA of Eucalyptus grandis, 958 nucleotides long. RefSeq names its product calmodulin-7. Gene Ontology annotation, molecular function: calcium ion binding; enzyme regulator activity. The record is from RefSeq and is a predicted model, not a curated record. Bases 236 to 685 code for a protein of 149 amino acids. The transcript is spliced from 2 exons. NCBI's taxonomy places the organism in Eukaryota, Viridiplantae, Streptophyta, Magnoliopsida, Myrtales, Myrtaceae.